AUGUCACCUUCGUACAAUACGUCUGACCGAUCUGGAAUCUGGUCCUACGUUCCCUUCGGCUCCUCCCCGCGUCGCCGAUCCGUUUCCAGUGGACUUCCUCUUCGGCACUCUGGCAACAGUGACUCCAAGGACCACAACGCUCCUUGGGACCCCUUUGAAAAGUCCGAUCGCCGGACAGGAGGCAACGGCGCGAGCCACCCUUCCACCCUGGAGUCCAUACAGAACGCCUGGAUGACUCAAAGUCGGCAGGCGCGGUACUUGAAGACCGGGGGUGUCUUGACCCUGAUCGUUCUGUUGUACUGGGUUUUCUCAGGCGGGAGCAGCUAUUCCGCCAGUAACAAUGUCUACACCCCCGAUAACUCUCCGACAACGAGAUGUACGAAGCCUCACGACCUUUCCAAGCCGCUCGUCCAAUAUGCUAUUAUGAUCGAUGCAGGGAGCACAGGGAGCAGGAUACAUGUCUACAAAUUCAACAACUGCGGGCCUACACCCGAGCUAGAGCAUGAAGAAUUCAAGAUGACAGAAAAGAAGUCCGAGGGUUCUGGACUGAGCUCAUACAAGACGGACGCAGAAGGUGCAGCGAAGAGUCUGGAUCCUCUUAUGGAGGUGGCCCUGUCGACUGUUCCGGAUGACUACAAGUCCUGUACCCCGGUCGCCGUCAAAGCCACAGCAGGAUUGCGCCUUUUGGGUGACGAGAUGAGUGCCAAGAUUCUCAAUGCCGUCCGCACCAGGCUGGAGACAAAAUACCCAUUCCCCGUGGUCUCCAAGGAGAAAGGUGGCGUGGAGAUUAUGAAAGGAGAAGACGAAGGGGUGUUUGCAUGGAUCACCACCAACUAUCUUCUGGGCAAGAUUGGAGGACCCGACGAGACACCCACUGCGGCAAUAUUGGAUCUGGGCGGCGGAUCCACGCAGAUCGUCUUCCAGCCGACUUUUAAGAACAGUCCGCAUGGAGGCAUGCCCGAGAAGAUGGCCGAGGGUGACCACAAAUACAACCUCAAGUUUGGCGGGCGAGAUUUUGAACUAUAUCAGCAUUCGCAUCUUGGAUACGGACUCAUGUCUGCGCGCAACGCCCUCCACGCCUCGGUCCUGGAUCACAUGCACAAGCAGAACCCGAACUCAAAAGCCUGGCUCUCCAAACCCAUCCCAAACAGUUGCAUCAUCCCAGGCAUGCAGAAGAAGAUCAAUGUCACGAUGCCACCGGAUCACGAGCUUGCAGGGGAACGCAGUGUGACCAUGGAAGGCCCCGUUGACGCCAUCCCAGCACAGUGCCGGGCUCUGGCUGAGGGAAUCCUCUACAAAGACAAAGCCUGCACCCUGCAUCCGUGCUCGUUCAAUGGCGUCCACCAGCCCUCACUCGACAAGACCUUUUCGCGUGAAGACGUAUAUAUCUUCUCCUACUUUUAUGACCGGACUCAUGACCUGGGCAUGCCCGAAUCUUUCACGCUACGAGAACUGCUCGACCUGACGGAGAAAGUGUGCGGCGGUGAAAAACAUUGGAACGCGUUUGAAGGGGUUGAGGGAGCGCUUACGGAGCUGCGCGACCGGCCCGAAUGGUGCCUCGACCUGAAUUUCAUGUCGGCCCUGUUGCAUACUGGAUACGAGAUGCCCAUUGAUCGGGAGGUGAAGAUUGCGAAGAAAAUCAAAGGCAACGAGCUGGGAUGGUGCCUUGGUGCUAGUCUGCCAUUGCUCGAAAAGGAGAGCGGCUGGGAGUGUCGCAUCAAAGAGGUCACCAGAUGA
Capronia coronata CBS 617.96 is the source of this 1737-nucleotide messenger RNA. RefSeq names its product guanosine-diphosphatase. NCBI's taxonomy places the organism in Eukaryota, Fungi, Ascomycota, Eurotiomycetes, Chaetothyriales, Herpotrichiellaceae. Gene Ontology annotation, biological process: nucleoside diphosphate catabolic process; protein N-linked glycosylation. Gene Ontology annotation, cellular component: Golgi apparatus; membrane. Gene Ontology annotation, molecular function: UDP phosphatase activity; GDP phosphatase activity. The record is from RefSeq and is a predicted model, not a curated record. The transcript has a single exon. Bases 1 to 1737 code for a protein of 578 amino acids.